GCGACUGUGCUCCCCGGCGACAGUCAUGCACAGGCUCGUGCUCCAGGUGUUGGGCGUGCUGUGCUGCCGCCUGGUGGCGGAGGCCGGAGUUAAGCAGCGCCGCUCGCCGUUUGGCUCUGCCGGCACCCAGCUGACUCCCGUCGGCUACGACGGCGAGGAUCGCGACGCCACCAUCAUCAGUUACGAGAACGUGCAAACCGAUGACGGCUAUCAGUUCGGGUUCGAGACCUCGAACGGCAUCGCGCACGAGGAGGUGGGCCUGAUGUUCGGCGGCCGGGAGAACAACACGGGCGUCAUGGUCACCGAGGGUCGCGUCCAGUGGGAUGCGCCUGGAGGCUUCCGCUUCGAGGUGCUCUGGCACGCCGACGAGAACGGCUAUCAGCCCACCGGCGUGCACCUCGUGUCGGAGCAUUGGCACCCGCUGGCACAGGCACCCAGCUCGCUGGAUGAGUACAAGCUGUUGCGUAGCGCGCGCGAACGCUUCAACGCCCAGGAGACCCUGCGGAAGGUGGAGGCGCUCGCCCAGGCUAGUGGCAGCGGCCGGCCGGCUGCCAAACGCGACUGACAGGGAGAUCACUUCAUGUGAUCACUCCAAGU
Pollicipes pollicipes is the source of this 597-nucleotide messenger RNA. Its product is annotated as larval cuticle protein LCP-17. Gene Ontology annotation, cellular component: chitin-based extracellular matrix. Bases 26 to 565 code for a protein of 179 amino acids. The transcript has 4 exons. The record is from RefSeq and is a predicted model, not a curated record. NCBI's taxonomy places the organism in Eukaryota, Metazoa, Arthropoda, Thecostraca, Pollicipedomorpha, Pollicipedidae. Gene Ontology annotation, molecular function: structural constituent of chitin-based larval cuticle.